AUGCUUUCUUCUCAAUUAAACCCAAUUGCUCCUGCGACGUCCAGCAAGAUGCACGAAAAGAUUGUCCAUAAAACACUCAAAGGUAGAAUUACGAAGAGCAUAAAAAGGACGGUAACGUCUCCAAAGAAGCAGGUUUCUAGCCCAGAUGAGAUGACAUCUAGCCCAAAGCCAACUUCUGCGACCUCUCCUAAUCAUCCCAAUCGACUCAUUCAUCCCCCCUUGAGCAAACAGCAAGCAGCUUUGCUUCGGGGAAUAAAGACUUCCUUGAAAAAGUCUCGCAACACCGCUGAACACGUUGAACCCAAGGAAGAUCAAAUGAUUCUUGAUAAAAAGAACGAAUAUUCUAUCAAGACGAAUAACUCCGGCGGAAUCAGAACGAAAAAGCCAGAAAGGUCCGAAAAGCCAGUGUCUAGCUCGAAAUUCGCCAAAGAAACUACCUUUAGCGGAGUUGUCAAGAACAAGAAAGAGGCAAAGCCGGUGCUCAUCCCGAAUUUUCCAAAAUGUCCAAAUUCUCCUCUAGCUAUCUCGGAAAGUCGACUCUUGCUACGUCCAAACGGCAAAGGUCUUGUUGCCUUGGGUCGCGAGGUAGUAGAAUUCGGGGUUGCGAAUGUGUUGAGAUCCCUUGAAAGCGAUGCAAUGGAUACUGUCAGUAUAUACUCUUGCGUGCCCUAUAAGCUCCUCGUUGUAUCUCUUGUCUAUAGAGAAGAUUAUGACUGGAAUUACGAAGGAUUCAAUGGAUAUCUCUUGGAAGAGCACAAUGCUAAAUGUGCACAAUUCCCAGAGAUGGAUUUGGAACCCGAGACCUUGAUACUUUAUUACAAGGGAGAAGUCAACGAAUAUGGUAUUGCUUGA
This is a messenger RNA of Botrytis fragariae, 852 nucleotides long. RefSeq lists its product as uncharacterized. The record is from RefSeq and is a predicted model, not a curated record. The transcript is spliced from 2 exons. The coding region runs from base 1 to 852 and encodes 283 amino acids. Lineage: Eukaryota; Fungi; Ascomycota; Leotiomycetes; Helotiales; Sclerotiniaceae.